Molecule: messenger RNA, 2124 nt
Organism: Closterium sp. NIES-65
Lineage: Eukaryota; Viridiplantae; Streptophyta; Zygnematophyceae; Desmidiales; Closteriaceae
Source: the annotation of a GenBank genome assembly
AUGUCAGCCGUACUGACGUCAGCUGCGGUGGUGGAGGCGGAGGGGGAGGCGCAAGCGGCGGAGGGGACGCAGGCGCAAGUCCGCAAGGGGCGGGGGAAGUCGGGCGGGCGGCAGAGAGUGCAGCGGCGGAAAGGGGGCGAUGGGGGGGAGCCGGAAGGCGAGGAGACGGCGGGCGUGCGGACGAACAAGCUGGCGUGGCUGGCGGACGAGGGCGUCAUGCUCGACUCCGAGCGCACGUUGGCGCGGGUGAAUCGCGCCAUAGCGCGGUGCUCGUCCGUCAAGGAGGCGCUGGGCGUGGUGGAGGAGAUGAAGGCCAAGGGCCUCAACGCCGCCAAUGAGGGCACGUACCAGGCGCUGAUAACGGUGUGCAGGAGGCAGCGGCAGGGCGAGAGGGCGCUGGUGGUGUAUGCGGCAAUGAAGCAGGCGGGCAUGGCGCCGGGCAUGCUCACCUUCAACGCCCUCAUCUCCUGCUGCCACCAGGCUCAGCGAUUCGAAGAUGCUUUUCGCCUCAAGGCGGACAUGGAGGCACAGGGCUUAAAGCCCGACGUGGUGACAUACACAUCCCUCAUGGCGCUCGUGGUCAAGACCGGCCCCUACCGCGGCCGCUCCUCUCCCUCCCAGCGGUUCGAGCGGGCCAUGGACUUGUACAGGGAGAUGCGCUCCCCCGAGCGGGCAGUGCAGCCGGACGCCAUCACAUUCAACACGCUCAUGUUCGCCGCCGCCCAGGCGAAGCUUCCUGGGAAGGUGCUGGAGGUGUACGGCAUGAUGGUGGCGGACGGCGUGCCGCCCAACCAGAUCACGUUCGGGAUUCUGCUCGAGGCCGUGGGCAGUGGCGGGCGGCUCACUGCUGCCCUGCAGGUGUUCAACGAGAUGCGGGCGGCAGGCAUCCCCCCCACCACCUCCACUUUCAACUACCUCAUUGAUGCCUGCGCCACCGCUCCCCGCCCUGACGCGGUGAAGGCCUGGAGCCUGUUCUCCGAGAUGGAAGCUGCUGAGAACGUUCGUCCCAACGCAGAAACGUUCAACCUCCUCAUCACCGCCUGCACCAAGGCGGGUGACCACGAGGGGGCCCUGAGAGCAUUCGGCAUGAUGCGGGAGAGGGGGUAUACGAGGGCCAUCACCACGUCCACCUUCAACAAGCUCAUCCACUCCGCUGCUGCCGCCCCUUCCGCCUCCACCGAAACCGCCUUCCAGCUAUACAGCCAGAUGCGGGCAGAGGGCCACAGGCCAGACGUGGUAACCCUGGGGACGCUCAUCACAGCAUGUGGCAAGGACGGGGACGCAGCGCGCGCCAUGGCGGUGAGGCAGGAGCUAGAGGCCGAGGGCGUGCCGCCCAACGCCGCCGUCUUCCACGCGCUCAUGGCCGUGCAGGGCCGCGCUGGCUUGUGGCCGGCGGCGCUCAGCACGUUCCGGGAAAUGCAGGGCCGGGCAGCGGAGUGGGAGCAGAAGGGGAGCGGCACCACGGUUAUUGGUGGCCCCAGAGAGAACCCCCUGGCACCAACCCUCCCGGCGUACACGGUGCUUUUCGACGCGUGCUUUGGUCCCGAGGGGGCAGAUGCAACGAUCAAGGGCCUCGUGGAGAAGGGGUGCAGGCUCUCCCUCACGCCGGCCCUGCUAGCAGCGGUGGAGGUGUACAGAGAGGCAGCAGAGGCGGGCACUUUCUCGCACUACGCCCUCUCUGAUGCCUACAGGUGUGAUGUGCGCAGUUCUACACGUCCGGUGGCCACCGUGGCUCUUAUCUCCCUCCUCAUGCACCUCACCUCUCCUGCCUCUGCUCAUGCCGGUGCUGCUCCUGCAACUUCCCAAGAUAGUGCUUCCGCUACUGCUGCUCCUGCACCUGCCGCCGCUGCUGCUACUGCAGGAGCCUCAGCUGAUGACUCGUUAGUGCGAGACUUGGCCAUCGUUACAGGAAUGUCGCGGGCGAAGAACCAGCCGAUAGGAGAGGCGCCGAGGGGCAGGUUUCCGAAGCUGUUUGUGAGUGUGGAUCGGACGCUGCAGGCGGUGGGGCUCAAGGGCAAGAGCAUGCGCGCGCUCACCAUGCAAGCGCUGUCUGUGGACGGUCAACAGCUCGCGCAAUGGCUCAAGAAAGAUGCUGCGGCUGUGUUUCCCGAGUUGAGGAAGUAG